AUGGCCGCCCGCCUCGAAGGCAAGACCAUCCUCAUCACAGGCGCCUCGUCCGGCAUCGGGCGGAGCUGCGCCUUCGAGUUCGCGCGCACGGCGCCGCGCGACCUGCGCCUGGUGCUGACGGCCCGCCGCGCCGACCGCCUGCGCGAGGUCGCCGACGCCAUCCGCGCCGAGGUCGGCGACGGCGUCAAGGUGCACGUCGUCGGGCUCGAUGUGGCGGAUCCCGCGCAGGUGCGGGGGUUUGUGGGCGGGUUGCCGGAGGGGUUCAGGGGGGUGGAUGUGUUGGUGAAUAAUGCCGGACUGGUGAAAGGAGUCGCCCGCGCCCCUGAGAUCGCCGAGAACGACAUCGACGUCAUGUUCCAGACCAACGUCACCGGCCUGAUCAACAUGACCCAGGCCAUCCUGCCCAUCUUCAAGGCCCGCCCCGAGGGCGGUGCCGGCGACAUCAUCAACAUUGGCAGCAUCGCCGGCCGGGAGCCGUACCCCGGCGGCAGCAUCUACUGCGCGACCAAGGCUGCCGUGCGCGCCUUCUCUGACUCGCUACGAAAGGAACUGAUCGAUACCCGGAUCCGCGUGAUGGAAGUUGACCCCGGGCAGGUCGAGACGGAAUUCUCGGUCGUUAGGUUUUACGGCGACAAGUCCAAGGCCGACGCCGUUUAUGCUGGCUGCGACCCCCUGACGCCCGAGGAUAUCGCCGAGGUAGUCGUCUUUGUCGCGGGUAGGCGACAGAACGUGGUUAUUGCCGACACAUUAAUCUUCCCCAGCCAUCAAGCCGGUGCUGGUACUAUGCACCGUAAACAGACAUGA
Molecule: messenger RNA, 804 nt
Organism: Chaetomium fimeti
Lineage: Eukaryota; Fungi; Ascomycota; Sordariomycetes; Sordariales; Chaetomiaceae
Exons: 6
Coding region: 1-804 (267 amino acids)
Cellular component (GO): cytosol
Molecular function (GO): oxidoreductase activity
Source: RefSeq, a predicted model, not a curated record